UAGUGUGUAGUCGUCUCCUUCAUCUUCUUCUACUUUUAUUCUCUUACUAAUCUUUUUAAGUUUUGUGGUUUAGGUGGUUUGGUUUGAGACUUUGAGGGGCCCAAUCAUUGCCGUACAAAUGUAACACUUCAUCAACGUUUUCAGUUUUAAAAUUAUUUUUCAUUCAUUUACAUAAAACACUCCCCAAGACCAAAUCACUACUACCACAAAACAGAACCCCCCAAAACAAAAGAGAGAGAAAAACUCGGUUCUCUAAAGAAAAUGGGAAACUUCAACAACGACAACAAUAAUGGUACAACACCAUUGUUAGAAGUCGAAGGAGAAGGAGAGAGAAAAUGGGUAGAAAAGUUUAUAGAUUGCAACGAAGCCAAGGAACAAAUCCUUUAUUCGUUGCCUUUAGUUUUAACCAAUGUUUGUUACUAUCUAAUUCCUUUAGUUUCUGUUAUGUUCUCUGGUCAUCUUGGUCAACUUCAGCUUGCUGGUUCUACUCUUGCUAAUUCUUGGGCUUAUGUUACUGGUUUCGCAUUCAUGCUUGGUCUAAGUGGAGCACUUGAGACACUAUGCGGGCAAGGAUUCGGUGCGAAAUUAUACAAAACCUUGGGGAUUUAUCUCCAAGCAUCAUGUAUAAUUUCGUUCUUUUUUGCAAUAAUCAUAUCGAUUAUAUGGUGGUUUACAGAACCCAUUCUAAAUAUACUUGGUCAAAACCCAGAAAUCUCAAAAGAAGCAGCUACUUUCCUUAGAGGUCUAAUACCAGGAAUCUUUGCCUUUGGCAUCAUUCAAAAUAUCUUGAGAUACCUCCAAACACAAUCCGUGGUUUGGCCUACUGUCGUAUGCUCCCUUGUACCUUUGCUCUUGCAUUUUGGAAUCAAUUAUGGGUUGGUAAUGUGCACCUCCCUCGGUCUUCCUGGCGCAGCAUUGGCUGCUUCAUUCACAUUUUGGAUUUCAGCCAUAAUGUUGCUUCUAUAUGUCAACUAUAGUAAAGAGUGUGAGCAUACUUGGGGUGGGUUCUCCACGGAAUCGUUUCAUCACGUUGUUGGUAAUCUGAAAUUGGCGUUACCUUCUGCUGCUAUGGUUUGUUUAGAGUAUUGGGCAUUUGAGAUCCUGGUCUUGUUGGCUGGCCUGUUCCCGAACUCUGAAAUAACCACCUCUCUAAUUGCAAUGUGUGUAAACACAGAAGCAAUUGCCUUCAAUUUUACAUAUGGCUUGAGUGCUGCAGCAAGUACGAGAGUGUCGAAUGAGCUUGGAGCAGGGAGACCGAAUGAAGCGAAGCAUGCAAUGAGAGUAACGUUGAAGCUGUCAGUCAUGCUAACGGCUAUUGUGCUUCUUGCUCUUGGUUUUGGACACGAGAUUUGGUCAGGUUUCUUCAGUGAUAGCAUUGAUAUUAUGCAAGCUUUUGCUUCCAUGACACCUUUAGUUUGCAUUACAAUAUUUCUCGACUCAAUUCAAGGCAUUUUAUCAGCGGUGUGUAGGGGAUGUGGUUGGCAGCAAAUGGCCAUGUACAUCAAUUUGGCAACAUUUUACCUCAUUGGUAUGCCCAUUGCAUGCUUGCUCGCUUUCAAGUUUGAUUUGUAUGUCAAGGGUCUUUGGAUAGGCCUAAUAUGUGGCCUUGCAGCUCAAAAUGGAUCUCUUUAUCUAAUUACACGACUCCAGAAUUGGGCAACAAUCGGACUUUCUUCUAGCGAAGAACGUUCUGCUUUGGUUUGAUAGAUGUAGCUAAAUGGUAUUAAGCUUGAUGCAUUGUGUAGAAGAUGUGAGCUUUUUUGGUUCCCUACAAUGGUGAUGGUAGUUAUUCUAAUUGAUACUUCUACAUUAUUCUUGGGCAAUAUCUCCAAAAUUAGAAAAGUAGUACUUCUAAUUGUACGACAGUACGGAUAUGAACAUUUAGGAUUUUGUUUAAUUUACUUAUUUUUAUACUUAAUAAAACAAGAAAUUGGCACGAUGAUAAUUCA
Molecule: messenger RNA, 1949 nt
Organism: Beta vulgaris subsp. vulgaris (sugar beet)
Lineage: Eukaryota; Viridiplantae; Streptophyta; Magnoliopsida; Caryophyllales; Amaranthaceae
Product: protein DETOXIFICATION 18
Exons: 7
Coding region: 262-1704 (480 amino acids)
Biological process (GO): xenobiotic detoxification by transmembrane export across the plasma membrane
Cellular component (GO): membrane
Molecular function (GO): antiporter activity; xenobiotic transmembrane transporter activity
Source: RefSeq, a predicted model, not a curated record